This is a messenger RNA of Cyphellophora attinorum, 3075 nucleotides long. Its product is annotated as FACT complex subunit spt16. The record is from RefSeq and is a predicted model, not a curated record. NCBI's taxonomy places the organism in Eukaryota, Fungi, Ascomycota, Eurotiomycetes, Chaetothyriales, Cyphellophoraceae. Bases 1 to 3075 code for a protein of 1024 amino acids. Gene Ontology annotation, cellular component: FACT complex. Gene Ontology annotation, molecular function: nucleosome binding. Gene Ontology annotation, biological process: positive regulation of transcription elongation by RNA polymerase II; transcription elongation by RNA polymerase II. The transcript has 2 exons.
AUGAGUGAGAUCACAAUCGCGGCCGAGCCUUUUUUCGAUCGCCUGAACAGCUUCUACACAGCUUGGAAGGCGGACAAGCGAUCGAACGAGGUUUUCAACGGCGCCGACUCAAUCAUCGUCAUCACUGGAAAGGCCGAACAGGAUGCCAGCGUUUACCAGAAGAACAACACGCUGCACUUCUGGCUGCUAGGCUACGAGUUCCCAGCGACUCUGAUAGUCUUCACUCAGGCCACCGUCUAUUUUGUCACCACCGAGAAGAAGGCCAAGCAUCUUAAGAAUUUGACGAAUGGCAAGAUUCCGGUCGAGAUCCUCACAGUCGAGGCAAAGAAACCCGAGACGAGGACUGAGGCUUUCAACAAGUGCUUGGAUGUCCUAAAAGGUGCUGGCAAGAAGGUGGGCACGGUCAGCAAGUACGAUGCCACUGGUCCAUUCGUCGACGAAUGGAACCGCAUGUUCAGCGAAACUGCAAAGGAGCUGGAGCAGGUAGACAUUUCCGGCGCGCUCUCAAUGGCUUUUGCGGUCAAGGAUGAGAACGAACUUCGAUCGGUUCGCAGCGCUGCCCUCGCCUCGAGUACGAUUCUACAAGACUACUGGGUCGAGGAGAUGUCCGAUGUACUGGACUCCGAGAAGCAAGUCAGCCACGCCAAGCUAGUUGAUGGCAUUUCUCGCAAGAUUGACGACGCGAAACUGUUCAAGAAGCUAUCAAAGACCGAUGACUUUGACGUCUCACAGCUCGACUGGGCAUAUGGACCAUUUGUACAAAGCGGCGGCGAGUACGAUGUCAAGCUAGCCACGCAGCCCACCGUCAACAACAGUAAUCUUCAUUCCGGCUGCAUCAUCACGGGCUUGGGCCUUCGCUACAAGACAUAUUGUGCCGCUGUCGCUCGGACCUUCCUGGUCGAUCCCUCGAAGUCGCAGACGGCGAACUACAAGAUUCUUCUAGCGGCUCACGAAGCUGCUCUGGACGCAGCGCGGAACAACGUGCCUGCCAAAGAUGUCUACAACAAGGCUCUCGGAGUGAUCAAGUCCAGAAAGCCAGAUCUGGAGAAGAACUUUGCCAAGAGCAUUGGUGCAGCAGUUGGCAUCGAGCUGAAAGACAACAACUUUAUCCUCAAUGGCAAGAACACACGCAUCCUUCGCGAUGGCAUGACUUUGACCAUCACCACGAGUCUAUCCGAUUUGACCAAUGAUAAGCCGCAGGACAAGAAGGGCACCAACUACAGCUUGUUACUCGUGGAUACUAUUCGAGUCACCUCGCGAGAGCCAGCAGUCUUUACAAAGUCUGCUUCGACGGAUAUUGACAGUGUCGAGUUCUACUUCAAGGACGAGGAAGAAGAACAGGUCAAGAAGCCGAAGAAGGAGGACAAGAAACCAGGCCGAAGCGCAGUCGCGACUUCUAACAUCAAGUCAUCAAGACUGCGCAAUGCAAAUCGUCAAGACAAUGCCAAAGAAGAGGAAGAAGCUCGUCGCAAGUCUCAUCAAAAGGAACUUGCGCAGAAGAAGCAGCGUGAGGGUCUUGAAAAGUACAAGGAAGAAGUUGGAGAUGUGAAUGGCGACAACGAGAAGAAGUUCAAAAAGUUCGAGUCCUACCGCCGUGAAGAGCAGAUGCCUUCUAAAAUCCGCGAUCUCGUUGUCUACGUUGACACCAAAGCAUCUACCGUCAUCUUGCCAAUUAUGGGUCGUCCUGUACCAUUCCAUAUCAACACCAUCAAGAGUGUCAGCAAGUCUGACGAGGGCGAAUACACACAGCUGCGCUUCAACUUCUUGUCUCCUGGUCAAGGCGUUGGUCGCAAAGACGAUCAGCCAUUCGAAGAUCCUUCGGCUCAUUUCGUUCGAUCGCUUACUGUGCGGUCGAAAGAUCAGGACCGACUGUCGGAUGUGGCCGCGCAGAUCACUGAGCUUCGGAAGUCUGCCAUUCGUCGCGAGCAGGAGAAGAAGGAAUUGGAGGAUGUCGUUGAGCAGGAGAAGUUGAUCGAGGUCAGAAACCGUCGUCCGAUCAAGCUUGGCAACGUCUAUAUCCGCCCUGCUCAGGAUGGCAAGCGUGUUCCUGGCGAACUUGAGAUUCAUCAGAAUGGGUUGCGCUACAUCUCACCGAUUCGGAACGAGAACGUUGAUGUGGUCUUCGCCAACGUGAAGCACCUGUUCUUCCAGCCGUGCACAGGAGAGCUCAUUGUUCUGAUCCAUAUUCGGCUCAAGAACCCCAUUAUGAUUGGUAAGCGCAAGACCACAGACGUUCAGUUCUAUCGCGAGGCUACAGACAUGGCCUUCGAUGAGACUGGCAAUAGGAAACGCAAGCACCGCUACGGCGACGACGAAGAGUUGGAGCAAGAGCAAGAGGAGCGUCGACAACGUGCUGAGCUCGAUCGGCUAUUCAAGGGCUUCGCUGAGAAGAUCUCGGAUGCUGGUCGAGAACAAGGUAUUUCCGUGGACAUUCCCUUCCGUGAUCUGAGCUUCAAUGGUGUGCCGAAUCGCAGCAACGUUCUUAUGGCUCCGGCGACCGACGCUCUUGUACAACUAACCGAGCCUCCAUUUACCGUCAUCACGCUUGACGAGCUUGAGGUCGCCCAUCUCGAGCGAAUUCAGUUUGGUCUCAAGAACUUCGACCUCGUCUUCGUGUACAAAGACUUCAGCCGCGCUCCUAUACACGUCAAUACCAUUCCUGUUGAGUCACUUGAUCGUGUUAAGGAGUGGCUCGACAGUGUCGAUAUUGCAUACACCGAAGGACCCCUCAACCUGAAUUGGGGCACCAUCAUGAAGACCGUCUCAACCGACCCACACAGCUUCUUCAAGGAAGGUGGCUGGUCUUUCUUGACUCAAGACUCGGAUGAUGAAGAUGCAGAAGAGUCUUCGGAGGAGAGUGCAUUCGAGAUGGAUGACUCGGAUCUGGCUGCGAGCGAGAGCGAGAGCGAAGACGGCUCGGACUUCGACGAUGCAAGCGCAAGUGAUGACGAGGGCGAGGAAGACGAUCUCAGUGACGAAGGAGAUGAUUGGGAUGACAUGGAAGACAAAGCGAAAAAGGCAGAUAGAAACGGUGGUCUCGACGAUGAAGAGCGCGGCAAGAAGCGCAAGCGCUAA